AAGUGCAACAGUUAUAGACGUCUACUUUAUUUUUUAAUGUCACUGUAUAUGACUAGUUCACAGUUACUUUUAAAUAAGUAAAUAGAAUAAGUUUCACAGGAAGAGCUAAAACAACCGAGACGGAGGCUACGCUACGCUAACGAGUCAUGAUCCUGGUGGACCCCGGUCUGUACAUUGGCACCGCGGCCGAUCUCAAUGACAGGCAGACACUGGCUGAUGCUGCUGUCACUCAUGUCCUGUCUGUGGACUCUGUCGACCCCACCCCGCAGCUUCCCGCUGAUGGUGCCUUCCGCUUGAAGUGGGUCAAUGUUUUAGACGAGGUGACCUCUGACCUCCUGAGUCACCUUGACGACUGCUACCUAUUCAUUCAGGAGGCUGUGGUUGGAGGACGGACUGUCAUUGUUCACUGUCAGGCUGGUCGAAGUCGCAGUGCCACCAUUGUGACUGCUUAUCUAAUGAAGAGACACCAGCUGGGCUUCAUAGAGGCUUAUCACAGACUGAAGAGUGUCAAACAGGAUGUACAGGUCAACAGUGGUUUUGAGGAGCAGCUGCAUCUUUAUGAGGCCAUGAAGUGUGAAGUGGACGCCUCUAGUCCUCUGUACAAACAAUACAGACUGAGCAAGAUCACAGAGAAGUUCCCUGAGUUGCAGCAAGUUCCCAGGGAGCUGUUUGCCAUUGACCCUGCCCACUCCAGCUCCUCUGAAGUGUCCUAUCGCUGCAGGAAAUGCAGACGAACUCUGUUCCGUGGCUCCAGUAUUCUCAGUCACCCAGUAGGAGAAGGAGCGACAGCCUUUGCUCACAAGAAGUUCAGUAACCUCACUGGAGACGUCCAGUGUACAUCUUACUUCAUUGAACCAGUGCAGUGGAUGGAACAAGCUUUAAUUGGGGUGAUGGAUGGACAGCUGCUGUGUCCUAAGUGUAGCUCUAAGCUGGGCUCUUUCAACUGGUGUGGAGAUCAGUGUUCGUGUGGCCGCUGGGUCGCCCCCGCCUUCCAGCUGCACCGCAACAGAGUGGACGAGAUCCGACCGCUGACCAUGCAGAUAUAAGAGCAGGUCUUCACCCCUCAAGCAACCUGUGAACGUGUGGAAGUCAUUGAGAAAGGGAUGUUUUGUACAACUAAUUUUCAAGGGCACUUUAGCCUUAAGUUUUCUACUGUCUGGUGUGACAUGUGAAAGUUUUGCUUCACACACAUUUAAAUAAAAACAUCUGUAAAUAUCCAUAAAAUAAUAUCACAAAACUG
This is a messenger RNA of Limanda limanda (common dab), 1240 nucleotides long. RefSeq names its product dual specificity phosphatase 12 (gene dusp12). The record is from RefSeq and is a predicted model, not a curated record. Gene Ontology annotation, cellular component: nucleus. Lineage: Eukaryota; Metazoa; Chordata; Actinopteri; Pleuronectiformes; Pleuronectidae. The transcript is spliced from 8 exons. Gene Ontology annotation, molecular function: protein tyrosine/serine/threonine phosphatase activity. Gene Ontology annotation, biological process: protein dephosphorylation. The coding region runs from base 147 to 1046 and encodes 299 amino acids.